Molecule: messenger RNA, 1937 nt
Organism: Aegilops tauschii subsp. strangulata
Lineage: Eukaryota; Viridiplantae; Streptophyta; Magnoliopsida; Poales; Poaceae
Source: RefSeq, a predicted model, not a curated record
GGUUGGCACAUGAAUGUGAGCAAUAGUUGAGGACAGACCCCAACACACCUGUCCAGACUAUAAUUUCAAACUUGAAGCAAAAGCAUGGAAUAGAGGUAUCUAUACAUAUGGCCUAUAGGGCAAGAAAGCUAGCUAAAAAUGUAGUCCUAGGAGAUCAGAAGGCACAAUAUCAUAGGAUAAGGGAUUACCUAGAAGCUGUGCUAGAAACCAAUCCAGGAAGUAGAUGCAUUGUCACAACAAAGCAUCUGAAACUACAUCCAAGCAAAAACCCAAGAUUCCAUGGCUUGUUCAUCUGCCUCAAUGCUUGCAAAGAGGGUUUCCUUAAUGGUUGCAGACCAUUCAUAGGUGUUGAUGGUUGCUUCAUAAAGUUGACAACAGGGCAGCAAAUCUUGGCUGCCACUGGAAGAGAUGGAAACAAUAACAUAUUUCCCAUUGCUUUUGCAAUAGUGGACAAGGAAAACACAGCAAGCUGGUCUUGGUUUCUUACUCAAUUAAAAUAUGCCAUUGGUGGUGAGUCAGGCAAGUUUGGCUACUACACUAUUAUAUCUGACAGGCAAAAGGGCCUUCUUACAGCCAUAAACAAUGUAUUCCCCAAUUGCAAACAAAGAUUCUGCCUUAGACAUAUUUAUCAGAACUUUCAAACUGCUGGUUUUAGAGGGGAAGAGUUGAAGAAAUACAUGUAUCAGGCAAGUUAUUCCUAUACUGAGCAUGGUUAUGUAACAGCAAUGGAAGGCAUGAAAAAGGAGUGUGAGCCAGCUUGGAAAUGGCUAUCUAGGAUACCAAAACAUACAUGGGCUAGGCAUGCCAUGGACAACAAUUGCAAAACUGACUUGGUAGUGAACAAUAUAAGUGAAGUUUUUAACAAGAUGAUACUUGAUGUCAGAGCCAAACCCAUUAGAACUAUGGUAGAUGGGAUCAGGACAAAGCUGUUAGUGAAGUUCAAUGCAAAUAGGACAAAGACUGAGACUGCUAAGUGGCAGAUAUGCCCAACAUAUGCUGAGAAGCUAGAGGAAGCAAAACAUCAUUCUAGGUUUUGUCAGUCUAUCAAAGCUGGACCAGAUCUCUUCCAGGUGACAAGUGGAGAAAGCACAUAUGCAGUUAACUUGUUGCUACAUACAUGUGGUUGUAGGAAGUGGGACAUGUGUGGAGUACCUUGCAAUCAUGGUGUUUCUGCAAUCAACAAGGCAAAACUACAGCCAGAAGAUUUUGUUCAUGAUUUCUUCAAGAAACCAAUGUAUAAGGCAGCUUAUAGUCCAAUAGUUUUCCCUGUGCCUGGGCCUGAUUUGUGGCCAAAGACUAGAACCCCUGACAUUGAACCACCAGUGUUCAAAGAAAAGCCAGGAAACAAAGAGACAAAGAGGAGAAAGAGCAAGUUUGAAAAGCCAGCUCCAAAGGAUACAUCUAGGAUGGCAACUAUCACUUGUAGCAAUUGCAAUAGGACUGGGCAUAGAUACACUAGUUGCAAGCAGGCUCUUAAACCAGCCCUAGCUAUGAGAAUGAACCAGCACCAGGAUGAUACACCCAGAACUGUAUCUGCUCCUGCUCCCAUGCCACCAAGGAGAAGUGCUCCUGCUGCUGCUCAAACUGCAGCUCCAGCUCCACCAGCUCCAAGGGCUCCAAGGGUAUCAAGGAGAGCUCCUUCUGCUCCUGCUUCAGCUCCAAGUGCACCAAGGAGAGCUCCUUCUGCUCCUGCUGCAGCUGCUGCUCCUCCUGCUACAAGGGCAACAAAGAAAGCUAAAACUACAAGGACUGCAACUUCUACUGCUGGUGCUGGUCCAAGUUCUUCUACUGCUGGUGCUGGUCCAAGUUCCUCUACUACUGCUGGGCCAAGAGGAAGAAACAAGUUCAUCCCCCCAAGAGUUGCAGGUAGUGGAAGAGUGAGGAAGCCAUCCUUUAAGAUGUCUGAGUGGUUCAACUGUUCUCAAGGGAGCAGGUGA